Achroia grisella is the source of this 3103-nucleotide messenger RNA. RefSeq lists its product as uncharacterized. Gene Ontology annotation, biological process: vesicle-mediated transport. The record is from RefSeq and is a predicted model, not a curated record. Bases 173 to 2728 code for a protein of 851 amino acids. Lineage: Eukaryota; Metazoa; Arthropoda; Insecta; Lepidoptera; Pyralidae. The transcript has 10 exons.
UACUCCUUGACAACAUCUAUUUGAUCUUUCCGCUUUAAUUUAAUUAAAAACAUGAAAAUAAAACCUAUUUAAAGACAAAACCCUGUUUAUUUAAAUUGCUUCAAUUAAAAAUAAGUGAAAUGGUGUGAAUUAUUUUGUACUUUCCUGUGAAUAUUAAACAGAAUCUCUCAAGAUGGCUAAGGAAAUGAUGAUAGUUUUCGUGUAUGACACACAAUGCUGUACUUCCGAGGAGGAUGAUCCAAUAGAGGCUGUGCUGUAUUUCCACCCUGGUUGGGUGUCAGACACCCAGCGGCAUGCUCUCGCUGGACAGGUGGUGGGCACAGCACACUGCGUCAAAUCCUUAUUCUCUCCACCAGUUGCAAUAACCCUGCAGAGCGGCAAAUUCAUCAUCAGGGAAUAUGGAAGAUACAUAUUGGCAAUUGGCAGUGAUCGUAACAUCCCUGAUUGGGUACUCAAAAACCGAGCGAAGCUACUCACCUCAAUGAUUAAGGUGUACCACGGCGAUCUGCAGACUCUGGCGUCCCAGAUGGAAGACCAACGCCGACUAUCUGAGAAGCUAUAUCAGAUCUUCGAGACUUACCUGCCAGUGUUGCAGUAUGGGUGUCAUAUAUUUCAAAGGGUGCCAAUGUUAAGUCUUCCAAAGAGCGCCACAUCCGUGUAUAUGGAGUCGAUGCAAAUAUUGGAACAUUGCCGCAAGAGUAAGGGCGUGCUUGGUGGUGUAGUGUUGUAUAAUAACAAAAUAAUCUCAACACAGUUACCACCCAGUUUGACCUCAUACCUCACAGUGGUAGAUCCGUAUAGAAUAAAGUCACCAGCGGAAACACUCGAGACUGAAACGCCCCUACCGCUGGGCGCGCAACUACUAGUUGUAUAUGUAGGCAAGAAAAUGUAUGACAAUCUGAAGAGACAGGUGGAGAAAUUACAGGAAUUCCAUCAAAAUGGAGAAGAGAUGAUUGCCAAGUUUAAAAAGAACCAAGAGUUAGAAAGAGAGAAAAUGCGCGAAUUUCCACAAACGGGUAUGAAAAGAGAUAAAUCACUGCUCUUUACUGCAGUACCAGAGGAAGACCACACCAUGAUAUCUCCACCAAGCAAAGAAGAGAAUAAAGAUACAGAACGAAAACCGAGCAUGCCCGACGUUGUACCAUUCACGAACAAACCACGACCCAGGCCAACAAAACUAUCACUGAGUUUUAAAAACCAGAAAUCUCUGGAUGAAGAAGUUAAAGAGAACGAGAAAGUGUUCACCGGGCAGACAAGUGUAUGUUCUACGCCUAUGGUGGAGUACAAGCGUCUACACGGCAACAUAUUGUCCAUCUGUCAAAACCCAGAUGGUCAACAGCAACCAGAAAAUGAGCCUGAUGUUUUGAAGAACGUAGAAUCGUGUGCCAAACUUAACAUAGAGAACGAAAAGCGUGACAAUAAAAUUGUUCUCGACCUGAACUGCAUCGCAGAUCAUUAUAUUAACAAACCUGAGCCUAUGCGUAAACUAGCCAGUGUUACAGAUAUACAGGACACUUAUAAGAAGACCUCAGAUAGAGCAACAUCCAAAUUCAAGUUAAAACACACGAAAGUACCUCUCUACGAUGACAUGUCGCCCUCCUCGGAGGACAGUCUACAAAAAUCAUUUAGUUCAAUGACCAUAAACGACCCUUCGUUUCCAGUAUUCAGAAACGAUGGGGUAGCUAUAUCUGAAUCGCUCUUCAACCAAUAUUUAGAACAAUACUAUUCUAGAAUUAAGGAAGAAUCCAAAGAGGACAAUAUGUUUACAUUCCACAUGAAGUUGUGUGAGAAAGAGAAAUUUGAAGACUUCGAUUCUGAAAUGACAAAGUCUCCACAGCGUACACCAAAGAAAAUACCCAAAGAUUCUAAUAAAACGUUAUCGUCGGACCAGUCCAGGCGAAAAUCGUUGUCGCUGCCUCUAAAAUCGUUGUCAGAGAGUUCAGAUUCGCAGAUAGGUUCGGAUCCUGAAGCCGUGGGGUUCAAGAAGAAGUUGACUGGAGUUCAAUUAACGCCUUUGAUGGAGAAGUUGAGUCAUUUGGCGUUUUCAGACAAAUCAAGUGGGUACAGUAGUAGAGUGAUGACACCUUUAGAGCUUAGGGAGUUUCUCACGCCCGCCACCGAGAGACAAAUUACGUUUUCUGACAGGCCGAAAACACAAUGUCAGGUGUCGGACAGUGACUCGGACAGCUCGUCCGAGUGCGACGGUCCGUCCGGGUCGUCCGGGCCGUCCGGGGAGAGCGCGGUGCGGUGCGCGCUGUUCGUGAGCGGCCUCCACAACAUGGCGCUGCUGGCGCUGCUCGACACCAGCGCCGGACACUGCCCGGACACCAUCAGCGCACUGUGGGAGACAUCACUAAACGCCCUGGGACCGAUCGAGCAGAAGUGCAUGGAACCACUGGGAGCGGGCAGCGAGGCGGCUGACUACAGCUACCUGACGUUGGACCCCGACUGGGGCACCGUCAGGAAGGGCGGACCCUGGCCGGCUCUCGAUAUCGCUACCAUGGGGCUCAUACACAACGAGUUCGGCGAAGAUCCGGAACUUUCUGAACUCAUUUUAAGGAGCUCGGAAGGUGUGGUGGUGGGAGCGGCGGGCGGCGGCGCGCACGCGUACUACGCGGAGGGCGGGCGGCGCUGGGGCGGCCCGCCGCCGCCCUCCGACCCCCUCGCGGCCGCCCCCCUGCGAGCUCGACGACGUCUCGCCAGAGACCACUCCACCCUCGUGCUGUAACUCGCCCCGCCGCAAACACGACCUAAUGCUCACCUCUGGUUUUUAAUUAUUUCCUUACCUCAUACAAAGUUAGUCGAAAAGGGUAUACUAAGUCGCUAGUAAACAUAUUUUAUUAUAUUACUAAUAAUUAAUUGACCCAGCGUGAUGGUUUCUGAUAUUUUUCUGUUACACAAAUAUAUACAUGUAUUAUUUAUUACAAAAAAACGGCAACCCUAUUCUUUGGUGUUCGACCAGAAGCAGCUCAAAAAAAGCAUGCCUCCUAUAUCACUACAUAUAUACUAUUAUGAUAAAACUGAUGACAGCUGAUGUUAGGGUUGUUAUUGUAUUUUUUAUAUAAGAACUUCGAACACAUUUUUCUUGAAAUGCUUAUGCAUA